UGAUUAUGAUUAUAGAAUGUUAACGCAGGAGCAGAGGACAUUGAUAUAAAAGCGCCCUAAAGUAAUUGUUGUUUACUUCCCCUUUACCAGAUGAUUGUAAAUGUUAAGGAGAAACAUAAUUGAAGAAACUUGUUCGAGAAUCAUAUAUUUCGCCAACAAGCAGUCGUUGAAAGAUGGACUCUGCAUCCACAGCCCCAUGCUCAAAUUGGGCGUUCGGGAUAAUCUGCUGCUCACCAACAACCUGCUGUCUUUAUACGUCAAAUGCUGCGGUGCCCAGCACGCCCGCCACCUGUUCGACGAAAUGCCGCACAGAGAUGUUGUUUCCUGGACAUCGCUAUUAUCCGCAUAUGUAAAAGAUGGGAACCACCGCGAAGCCCUCGCCUUCUUCGACUUCAUGAAGAGUUCCGGUGAAAACCCAAAUGAGUUCACGUUUUCGAAUGUACUAACAUCAUGCCGUGCAUUGGGGGAUUUCGUUUAUGCCACUAGAGUUCAUGCAUCUCUAAUAAAGCAUGGUUUUGGAUCCAAUACAAUCUUGUGCACUAGUUUGAUCGACUUGUAUUCGCAGCGGGGUAUGUUACGAGAUGCAGUUCAAGUGUUUGAUGGCGUGGCAAAUGUGGAUAGCAUUUCUUGGACAGCAAUGAUUUCUUCAUUUGUGCAGGCUGGGAGCUGGCUUCAGGCUGUGAGAUGUUUCAUUCGUAUGAUAGACAACGUGGUGCCUCCAAACGAGUACACGUUUGUGAAGCUUUUAGUUGCUUGUAGUUGCCUUGGGAUUGAUCAUGUUAAGCUGAUUCACUCACAGUUGAUAUUAUGGGGUGCUCCGCUGAAUCUGGUCUUGAAAACGGCUCUUGUUGACGCGUAUGCGAAGUGCCAACAGAUGGAGGAAGCUUCGAAGGUCUUGAAACAGACAUCUGAACAAGAUGUUCAGCUGUGGACUACUGUGAUUUGUGGCUUUACCCAAAAUAUGAGCUUCUUGGAUGCUGUUACUGCAUUUAGACAUAUGGUGGGGAAUAAUAUUGUUCCCAACGGAUACUGUUACGCUGGAAUCUUGAAUGCUUGCUCUUCGGCUCAAUCUCUGCUGCUGGGAAGACAGAUACACGCGCAGGUUAUCAUGGCAGGGUUGGAGAACGACGUUUCUUUGGGGAAUGCUCUGUUAGAUCUCUAUGCAAAGUGUUCCGAUGCUGUUGCAGAUGUCAAACGUGUGUUCGAGGGGAUAGCUUUGCCAAAUGUGGUAUCUUGGACCACCUUAAUUGCUGGUUUGGCUGAACAGGGUCUUCCAAAUGAGUGUUGUCUAGCAUUUCUCGAGAUGCGCCUUGAGGGUCAGCAACCGAAUUCCUUCACUCUCUGGAGCGUGCUUCAAGCUUGUGGUGCAACGGGGUCUGCAAAUGACACAGGAAAGGUCCAUGGAUUCAUUAUCAAGACCAAUGCUGAUCAUGAUAUAGCUGUUGUGAAUGCUCUUGUUGAUGCUUAUGCAGGGCUGCACAUGGCCGCCUGUGCGCUGAGAUUAGUGAAGGGGACGAGUAGCAGAAAUGUCGCGACAUACACUGUACUCGCCUCAAAACUGAAUCGGAUAGGGCAACAUCGACUGACUCUAGAGAUCAUCAACCACAUGCGUGAUGAUGGUCUACGAAUAGAUGGGUUUGUCAUAUCCACUUUCUUAUCCGCAUCGACCAACUUAGGUGCUGCACGAAGUGGAGAGCAGCUCCACGGCUACGCCAUCAGAUCUGGAUUCGCAGGGUGGAUAUCAGUUUUAAAUGGUUUGAUCAACUUGUAUGGGAAAUGCCGGUGCGUGGCUGAAGCUGAGAGAGCUUUCACUGAGGUAUGCCAGCCAAAUACCAUUUCAUGGAACGCGUUGAUGCAUGGUUUCGCUCUGAGUGGAUGUACAGCGUCGGCUCUCUCAACAUUGGAAGACAUGAGAUUAGCAGGAGCCAGGCCUGACUCUGUUACACUGAUGAUGGUGCUAUAUAUAUGCGGUGAGGGUGGUUUGGUAGAUUUGGCCUUGGACUACUUCCAUUCGCUGAGGCGUUUAUACGAUAUAAAGCCUCGAUUAAAUCACUACAGCUUGUUGGUUGAUCUUCUUGGAAGAGCUGGCCGGUUGGAAGAGGCUGUGGGCAUGCUCAACUCCAUGCCCUUGAGGCCUAAUGCAUUGAUUUACAAGAGGCUGUUGCAUUCCUGCAGAUUGCAUCGGAACAUGCUUCUCGCGGAACAAUUGGCGAGGAAAGGCCUUGAGCUCGACCCUUGUGAUCUUGAGUUCUAUCAUCUUCUUGCAACAAUAUACGAUGAAGGCGGGCGGUCUGAUUUAGGGGAUACGAUGCGUAGUCUCGUAAAAGAGGGAGGAGGUAUGAGGAAGAAUGCUACGAGGCAACGGCCUAUGGUUGAAAUGAAUCUAUCAAGCUCAUGGCAACAAAAAUGUAUUGAGUCCAGGAUUCCUGGCAUGUCUCUGACUCUGAGCAAUGAAGAAUAAUGUAUUUCUGGCAUAUUUAAGGUCAAGUUAUUUUUUUGAGUUUAAUAAAUCAAAACAAGCAAACUUUACUUCACCUUAGAGCAAUUCUUCUCAACACCACCAAAUUCCUACUCAAAAUCAGUGCACAGCCGAGUUGCUUAUCUUAGCAAAAUACAAAGCUCACAUCAAUUAUGCCACCCAUAAAUAGGGAGCUUUCGUACACAAGGCAAGAAGUAUUCCUAUAAGAGUUGCUUAUUUGCACCCAGAUGUUGUAAAAAAGACAAAACAAACGAGUUUGAUGGGAAAGCUCAUCUAGUUUAUUAACUAAAUAAAACGGGAGCUUUUGUCAAGACGAUCACAACAAUAUCAAGGGGAAAAACGAAAUGUCGUGAGAGAGCAUAAACAAGAGACAAGGGAUCUGACAGUGAAAGCAGACAGAUCAAACUCCAGCAGUUGAAGUUGCUUGACCUAUAACCAACUAGGCACCGAAGCAAACUACUUUGCCGGUGCUUCACCCGAUGAAACUGCAGGAGUUUCCUCUUUAGAGCUUGGAAGAACAUCCUUCAAAGAUCCAGUGUCAAUAGCUGCCAGCGUCUUGUAGAACUCCUCGGGGAGGGGACCAGGUCGAUGCAAAGGGACAUGCUUCGGAACUGGAGCAUCAUUUUCUACGACUUCACAUUCAUAAUCUUCAGGAACAUCCCAUGGGUUCCACUC
Molecule: messenger RNA, 3154 nt
Organism: Salvia miltiorrhiza (redroot sage)
Lineage: Eukaryota; Viridiplantae; Streptophyta; Magnoliopsida; Lamiales; Lamiaceae
Product: pentatricopeptide repeat-containing protein At5g52850, chloroplastic
Exons: 1
Coding region: 101-2461 (786 amino acids)
Biological process (GO): RNA modification
Molecular function (GO): protein binding; RNA binding
Source: RefSeq, a predicted model, not a curated record